AUGAGUAUUUCGAUGCCAUCACUUAUUCUCGAAGAGAUACUGGAAAAUCUUUCUGAUGACUAUAACACUCUAUUCUCUUGCUGUUUGGUGAGACGAGAUUGGAGUGAGAAAUCAGUGGCAAUUCUCUGGAGAAAUCCCAAAUUUGGUGCCCCGUUGACGGAUGAUGCUCUCUCCAGCCUAAUAAAUACACUACUCACAUGUCUUGACAAGCGUACAAAGGAGCGUAUAGCUCCACUGCUCGCAUGUCUCGACGAUGACACAAAAGAUUGUAUACAUCAUCAAACAGAAAUCAUUCAACAGGAGCCAACAUACCCAUAUGACACACUAAUAAAGUGCAUAGAUUUCACCACUUUAUCAUACGCUUUAAGCGAUUGGGGUUAUUAUUGGGGAUUAAAAGACACGAGUUAUCUUUAUAUCACGCUAGUUCGACAUCUGGUGCAGUCUGUGUCUCGUCUUUGGCAUCUUGGAAUUUCACAUUCUCCAUCAUUGAUCGAAAUAUUUUCAUUGCCUGAUGCAAAAAAAGCAUUCUCGGAAAUUCAAACAUUCAAGUAUGAUGGACAAAGAAAUGGUAAAAUAAUUUCGUCGAUCACGAAUCUCACAAAAAAUAUUAGCAAAAUUACAAUACAAGUGCGACAAGGAAAGGAAAUGAAACACGGAUCAAAGUACAAUAACAAAUACGAUAAAGAUUGGGAUAUUUCUGUGGAAAAUCUACUAAGAAACCAAAAGAAUCUUCGUCAAGUCAAGUUUGAUUUAUCAGAUCAUAGUCAAUUCUCUGAAAAAGGAAUCGAGACACUGUUGGAUACAAUCUUGAGUAAAGCGAAAACGCUGAUCAAAUUGAAAUUUCGUGGAGUCGAUUUUCACCAUAAGAAUCCAAUGUCUUUAUUGACAAAGUGCAAACAAUUAAAGACAUUAUCAUUUGAUGCAUGUCGAAAUUUCGGAGAUGAUCCUGUUCCAAAAUUACGAUCGUUAAAGUUGGUAAAACUAGAGAUCAAACGCUCUUUAUUACCCGUGGAACAUUUACAAAAAAUCCUGGAUAAUUCUGUUCGUACUAUACGCCAAAUCACAUUUGACAACUCAAAAUAUCUUAGCACGAUGAAUUUAAGUGAAUAUUUCCGGAAAAAAACAAAAAAAGUCUCUGAUCUUUCUCUACUAAUCGCUCCAUAUCAAGUCUGCCAAUUGUCUGCUGCUUUGAAAUGUUUUCCCAAAUUGGUUUCGUUAUCCAUUGAUACAUAUCGGUAUCAAACUGGACCGCAUUAUGAUAGUAACUUUCUGUGUGAUCUCGGUGGAAUGUUACCGGCUACAUUGGAAUCACUAAGUUUGAUAAUGAGACUUGAAUUCACCUCGGAUGUCCUCUCCGAAUUUUUUGACAAAAGCAAAGCAAAACUAAAAACCUUGGAAUUUCAAGUUGUGGAGCGAUUUACGGAUCGUCAUUUGGAAAUAAUCGUCAAAAAGGCUGCUGGAUCUUUACGCGCUCUAUUACUGUCAGAGUCCUAUAACCUGACACCGGAAUCAUUGCUGAAGGCGCAAAAAAAAAUACCUUAUAUUGUUACCGGAGAAACUGUGUUAGGAAUUGAAUAUCUUAAACAACAUCCAGAAAUAUAUAAAUUACUUCCGAAAAGUUCUUGGAUGCUUGAAGAUGAUUUACCACCACCCCCUGACCCAAGGUAA
Molecule: messenger RNA, 1668 nt
Organism: Ambispora gerdemannii
Lineage: Eukaryota; Fungi; Glomeromycota; Glomeromycetes; Archaeosporales; Ambisporaceae
Source: the annotation of a GenBank genome assembly